Messenger RNA from Colletotrichum godetiae, 843 nucleotides. RefSeq lists its product as uncharacterized. The record is from RefSeq and is a predicted model, not a curated record. Bases 1 to 843 code for a protein of 280 amino acids. The transcript has a single exon. NCBI's taxonomy places the organism in Eukaryota, Fungi, Ascomycota, Sordariomycetes, Glomerellales, Glomerellaceae.
AUGUCCGAAGCCGGCAAAUUCGACCUUUUCAGCCUUUUACCAUUGGAAAUAAGACACCUGGUAUGGCGCAAGACUCUCGAAGGCCGGCUCGUGGCCAUAUGUCCCAGGCUAGACUGGCUUGCCCGAAGAAGCCGUCUGCCCGUCAUGUCCGCCGUUCAUCAAGAAAGCCGCAAAUUCUUCUUGAGCAUGUACAUUCGGCUCAUCAGCGAAGCUACGGGCAUGCCUCAUAACAGAAGCUCCUUCUAUUGGCUCAUCAAAGACCACGUUUACCUCAAUCCUGAUAUUGACACCCUCAUUCUCGGUACGAGCGUUCACAAAAUGGGGAAUUAUCGACUUCAGCUCGCCAACCCUCAAUGGCUUGUACAAGUUGACGGCUUGGGCCACCCACUUGUGGUCCCAACCUUGCCGGAUGACAUCAAGAAACAACUUCGAAAACUACGUUUGCACGACACCUGCUUUUUGCAGCGGAUAUUCAACGAGAGACUUUCCAGAGGCAAAGCUAUCACUUCUUUCAGCCCACAAGGCCCCAUUCCAUUUCCCCAACUCCAAUUCCCAUGCCUCGAGGUCAUCUACCUGGUUUCUCUGAUUUGCAUUCCAAUACCCACAAACCUAGGUCUGAAAACACUCUCGCUGCGUGGUACGGGAGUUCAUCUUCGCUACAUCUUGCCGACCAACAAGCUUUACUGUCAUCGCGACGCGAUUCUACCUAGCGAGUACUUUGGAGGUAUACAGCCAAACGAGUUUACCCCUCAUGAUUGUUUCAGGGUCGACGCGAAUGAGAGUUGCUGUAUCCGCAUCGACAUCUUGCGCGAUAGCAAUCUCGAUUGGAUCACUGACGACUAG